Messenger RNA from Durusdinium trenchii, 1406 nucleotides. NCBI's taxonomy places the organism in Eukaryota, Dinophyceae, Suessiales, Symbiodiniaceae. The record is from the annotation of a GenBank genome assembly.
CGCACCUUUGCGAUCCUUUGCGUUUUCUUAGCGGAGCGCAGAAGCGCCCGAUGGGCGCUUCUCACACAGAGCUCAGUGGUGCUUCUUGGAUCUUCGAGGAGGCGGAUGGAUGGCUCGGCUUCUCGCCCAGCGUGAGCCGUGCCCUAGAGGAGGCCUACCAAACGUGGCUGCAGGAGGAUGCUGGCGGCGCACUUUUGCCCCAAAACUUUCGAUACCUGGCACAGUUCAUCCAGGAUGACUGCCCGGCGCAGCGUAUUUGCCGCGUCAGCAACAACUUGCCGCCGGAGAAGUGCGCAGUUCAUUUGGAGCUGAAGGCGCUAGAGGAGAAAGUUCAGCAUUUGGAGGCUCAACUGUCAGCUGCCGGCGAGCUGGAGCAGAAGCUGAAGCGGGCCCUUGACGAUGCACGAUCUCAGGCACCGCUGCCGCUCUCGGAGGCAGAGCGGCUGGUUGUCACGCUGCGGAAGGCUCUUUGGCCUGGCAGGCUGGUGAAGUGGCGGAUUCCCGAUGCUGGUGAAGCGUGCCUCGUGGGAAGGAUCCUUUGCAUGUCAGGCAGCGAGGCCGGCGUGGCCUUCGCUGACUUGGACGAUGCUGUUUGGCUGCCGUGCUGCGCGUUGGAAGCAGAUUCCCAAGCAGAAGUUCUCAGCCGGAGUGGGAGCAAGGUCUUUUGGCACGGAGGUGGCCGCCCUCAAAAGGCCUUGGUGCAAGGUGACGGCCUGCAUCCAGCAACGGUGCGAAUCUGGAGCGAGGGUGUAGAAUGCAGUGUGGCCAUCCAGGAUUUGACAGCCCGUACUCCAACGGCCCAUCCUGACCUGGGAGAUGUCGUUCGACAGGGCCAAAGCCUUGGCUUGGUCGUCCAAAGUGACGACCUGGGCAUUUGCAUCCAGUCCUUUGCUGGAUCCCAGGAGAAGCAACCUCAGGCGUUCAUUCCAACGACGGAUGUGGACGAAGCGCUGGCCGCAGGUGACUUGGAACUGCUGACCUUGCAGCCGGGUUGCAGUGUGAUGCGGGGCCAGGAGGUUGGAGUUCUACAUUGUCGCCGUGGAGAGUAUGCCAUUGUGGACUUUCUGGGUGAGAUUGGAUGGGAGGGCCCUCUUGAUCACUUGGAGCCUGCAAAGGAGGAUGCCGCUGCUUCUCAGUUCUUGGCUGCCAUUGGCGAGCUGUUCCCCAAGUGUGCAUCGGAAGUAAAGCUGGGAAGAAGAGCACUUGUGUGCCGAUCUUCGGACCCACUGUGUCGAAAUUGCAAAGACCAGGUCGGCGGUGUUUUCAAUGGGGUGAGGCACAUAAUGUUUGCCCCAAUGAUUGUUGGCUCAGUUCAGGACCGUUUUUUGCAGAGGGGGGCCGGGUUUGGAUGAAGACCCUGGGAGAAAGAGAUUCCAGGAGGUCAAUGCCAGCCAUAUAAGAAAAUU